CUCGGGAUGGCACUGCAGGAUUCAAAGAUGAAUGGAACCCUCCCUGCAGUUGCUGUAGGGCAGGAACGCGAGGACUUCCUGCUCAGACAUAGUCCUUUUCCUGGGAGGAAGCUGGCCCAGUUCAUGGAUCAAUUCAAGGGGAAGGCACCUUUUGGAAUGUCAGUGUUCAACCUCAGCACCGCCAUCAUGGGCAGCGGCAUCCUGGGGCUGGCCUAUGCCAUGGCCCACACAGGGGUCCUCCUCUUCUUGGUCCUGCUGCUGUGCAUUGCUCUUUCGUCAUACUCCAUUCAUCUCUUGCUGACCGGCGCUGGUGGUGUAGGCAUCCGAGCCUAUGAGCAGCUGGGACAGAGGGCGCUGGAGCCUGUGGGGAAGGUAGUGGUGGCCGUGGUCAUCUGUCUGCACAAUGUUGGGGCCAUGUCCAGUUACCUGUUCAUCAUCAAAUCCGAGCUCCCCCUGGUUAUUGGCACCUUACUGGACGUGGAUCUCGAGGGUGAGGCCUGGUUCUUGAAGGGAAACCUCCUCAUCAUGACUGUAAGUGUGUUAAUCAUCCUGCCACUGGCCCUCAUGAGACGCUUGGGCUACCUAGGGUAUACCGGUGGUCUCUCUCUGACCUGUGUGCUGUUUUUCCUCAUUUCGGUCAUCUACAAGAAGUUCGAGCUCGGCUGUGUUGUAGACCACAUUGAGACAGAGGUCGAGCCCGCGAGCACUCUGGCCCCUCCCAUUCAGGGGCUCAACAGAAGCUGUGAGGCCCAGAUGUUCACAGUUGAUGCACAGAUGUUCUACACAGUGCCCAUUAUGGCUUUUGCCUUCGUCUGCCACCCCGAGGUGCUGCCUAUCUACACUGAGCUCUGCCGGGUCUCCAAGCGCAGAAUGCAGGCCGUGGCCAGUGUGUCCAUUGGUGCCAUGUUCUGCAUGUAUGCGCUCACAGCCUCCUUUGGAUACCUCACCUUCUACAGCGGCGUGGAGGCGGAGAUGCUGCACACGUACAGCAAGCGGGACCUGCUCAUUCUAUGUGUGCGCCUGGCAGUGCUGCUCGCGGUGACUCUCACUGUGCCAGUCGUACUGUUCCCUAUCCGCCAGGCCCUGCAGCAGCUGCUCUUCCCAAGCAAGGCCUUCAGCUGGCCCCGGCACGUGGCUAUAGCCCUGAUCCUACUAGUGUCGGUCAAUGUCCUUGUUAUCCGCGUGCCGACCAUCCAGGAUAUCUUUGGCAUUAUUGGGCCCACCUCAGCACCCAGCCUCAUCUUCAUCCUUCCCAGCCUCUUCUACCUCCGCAUUGUCCCCUCUGAGGUGGAGCCCCUCUGAGGCUCUAUCUUCUCACCCUCUCGUCCACAGGCUCUGUGUUUUGGUGUCCUGGGGGUCCUCUUCAUGGCAGUCAGUCCCUUCAUGUUUGUUAACUGGGCCACAGGCCAGAGCCAUGUGUUUGGACAUUGA
This is a messenger RNA of Rhinolophus ferrumequinum (greater horseshoe bat), 1431 nucleotides long. It is a transcript of the gene SLC38A5, whose product is annotated as solute carrier family 38 member 5. Gene Ontology annotation, biological process: glycine transport; serine transport; L-histidine transmembrane transport. Lineage: Eukaryota; Metazoa; Chordata; Mammalia; Chiroptera; Rhinolophidae. Gene Ontology annotation, molecular function: glycine transmembrane transporter activity; L-glutamine transmembrane transporter activity. The record is from RefSeq and is a predicted model, not a curated record.